This is a messenger RNA of Fraxinus pennsylvanica, 1155 nucleotides long. The record is from the annotation of a GenBank genome assembly. NCBI's taxonomy places the organism in Eukaryota, Viridiplantae, Streptophyta, Magnoliopsida, Lamiales, Oleaceae.
AUGAAAUUGGCUCCCACACUUCACAAUAAUACAGUUCGAACUCCAUUCACUCACCACUUUAAUUUGGACAAAACUUCAACAAUUUCAUGCCCCAAAAAUGCUCGAGUUCAAUUCUCUCUUCGUUGCUCUUACCCCCUUUAUUCAGGUGUUUGCAGUUGUGAUCGGAAGUAUAGUUAUUCAACAAUUGCCUGCGCAAGAAAAACCGAGCAGGAGCAAGAAUCGUCUGCUUCAGAGAGAGAGAUAUCAAUUUCUCCAUCACAUGAUGGUGUCAAUGACAUUGAUUGCUCAGACAAUGUCUCUUCCAUGAGUAAUUCAGAGGAGAAAGCUCAGAAGAGUGUAGAAUAUGCCUCUUCACUGAGAACUGUAGCCUUAUGCGUGUUCUCAGCUGUGGCAUUUGGUGUUGGAUUGGGAUUCAAAGACGGAGUUGGCAAGGCAUCCGAGUUUUUUACUGGGUACCUACUGGAGCAGAGUUUAUCAGUGGACAAUCUUUUUGUCUUUGUUUUAAUAUUCAAGUAUUUUAAAGUGCCACUUACAUAUCAGAAUCGGGUUCUCUCUUAUGGAAUUGCUGGUGCAAUAAUCUUCCGAAUGACGUUGAUACUUCUUGGCACUGUGACGCUUCAGAGGUUCGAGGCAGUUAACCUACUCCUGGCGGUGAUACUACUCUACUCAUCAUUCAAGUUAUUUGCUGAAGGAGAAGAAGAUGCUGAUCUGUCAGAUAACUUCAUAGUAAAGACAUGUCAGAAAUUCAUCCCCGUCGCUUCUAACUAUGAUGGCAAUCAAUUUAUAACCGUUCAGAAUGAUAUGUGGAAGGCUACACCUUUGCUUUUGACGGUUGCAGUUAUUGAACUCAGUGAUAUUGCAUUUGCUGUGGAUUCUAUACCUGCAGUUUUCGGUGUGACGCGAGAUCCUUUUAUAGUUUUCACGUCUAAUGUCUUCGCCAUUUUAGGUUUAAGGUCAUAUUAUACACUCAAUUCUGAGAGUAUGGCAGAUUUGGAGUAUUUGCAGCCUGCCAUCGGUGGUAUUCUGGGAUUUAUUGGGUUCAAAAUGAUUCUUGAUUUCUUUGGUUUCCAUGUAUCUACUGAGGUUUCCCUUGGAUUUGUGGCUACAUCUCUUAGUGCUGGGGUGUUGCUGAGUUUAAUAAAGAAAUCCGACUGA